Procambarus clarkii (red swamp crayfish) is the source of this 1845-nucleotide messenger RNA. The record is from RefSeq and is a predicted model, not a curated record. NCBI's taxonomy places the organism in Eukaryota, Metazoa, Arthropoda, Malacostraca, Decapoda, Cambaridae.
UACCAGUAUCAGUAGAUGAUACUGGAGAUCUGUGGAGGUGCGAUCGCACCCUGCCUGACGGGAGAUGUCUCCCGUGACUAAACAAUAAACUGAACCUAUCAUAAAGAAGAACGACGACCAUUGACCGUCUAGUGCUCCAACAGAGUGUAACUGUAAUUAACAAUGCUCAAGUCCUGACCAACAGUCAAAUAUUAAUCCAUCAGCCACGAAGCAGAGCGUCUCCCAACAUCAACUCUAGUGCAAGGUCCUGUUGAAAAAAUUUUUCCGAUUUUACAUAGGUUUACCGUGACAGACACUAACAAUAGUAGCCUUGAAGAGGAAAGGAAAUCGGCAGAUUGUCGAAGGUUUGCCUUGAUAUUUUCCAGCUAUACAGUACUUUAAAAGAAAAGUUAACAGAUGUUUGACUUUUAUCCUUCUGUUUCACCAAUAUUUACCAACCAUCGGGAUGAAUACUUAUAUGACACAAACUAGACAUAUUAGUAUGAAAAAGAACUAACAAUUCUCCAAAUAGUAGGACGUGAUUCAGUUUUCAUGGAUAUAUUCAUUUUCGGGUGUUCGACUUCAGUUUGGAAAUAUGAAAAGGCACAGUUUGGUGCAUUCAGAUGAUAAAGCUUUAUGACAUUAAUUACAAAUGGCAUAAGAAAGAAGCAAAUAUUAGUUAUAUUUAGAACCUAUAACAGAAAAUAAUUUAAGUAAAACAGUUGAUAUAAAAAGCUGUAUAUAAUUAAAAGUUGUUAGUUUCAUCGCAAUGAAUGUAAACAUGUGAUCAUUCGUUCAAAAACAAUAACACACGUGAUCCUAGAUUUUGCAGUCAUCGGGAGAACAAAUCCUUCAUGCAAACUGCACCUACUAUCAAGAAGAAGAAGAUCCUAGAUUUGGGCAUGGUAGAUGAUACAGAAAGCAGUACAAUGUCUGUCACAAAUCCUUUUACUGCGGCAGCAUUAAGACCACAAGUCAGUAGAAUAAAUAUGCCUGGAAGAUCGACCCCAGCCAGCAUACUAGCAGAUUCGUUCUUGGCUCCUGAAAACUAUCUUUACUUACCAGAUGUACCAAGAAUAACUCCGGACAAUAAUGAUGAAGGUCUCCAGACACUAGCAAUUUUAGCUAAAGAGAACCUUCAUCGUGAAUAUUUUAAAAUAAACUCGGCUCUCCAGAAAAAAUGUGAAUAUAUGAAGCGAAGUUUAAAUAUUGAGGACCUAAAUUAUCUGAAGCCUUCAAACAAGAAAGGAAAAGGAGAAAAUUACUGCAGGAUUAUUGAAAUCAAUCAAACACAACGUUCAAACUUAUCAGAAGGCAAAUGUUGUGUACAAUGUAGAAGUUGUGAGGCAAGCAUAAAAUGUGAAGACUGCUUUCAUUUUUUGUGUCAUAAAUGUGAUCAGCAGCAGCAUUUUGUAAUGCCUUUCCACCAGCGAUUCUGCUGGAAAAAUGGGUUCUUCGAGCCUUUAGACCCAACACAAACUGUGUGUUCAGAUGGGAAUGUCAUUCACUGGAAGCCUGUUGUACCAGCACAUCCACCUAAUUCCUGCCCAAACUGCAGUGAGAGCAAGUUCACAACUUUAAGCUCCAAUAAUUUGUGCAUCUUUGUAACUUUAAGUGGUAGGUUACUUUAAGAAACAUUUAUUUGAUACUAGUAUUGGUAGCUGGCAUUGCUCAGGUGACCCAGGCUACAGUCUUCAUCAAUAUAACCAUUUAUACUUCACUCUCUUUACCACUGUAUCUUCACUUAUGAAGACGUAUUUAUAUCACAUACGUAUUUAUAACCAUACAGAGACUUGUUUAUGGGUUGGUUUACACAUAUAUUGAUAGCCACACUUGAAUCCCUUGCCAAAUAAAAUUGUUUUACUU